Messenger RNA from Camellia sinensis, 868 nucleotides. NCBI's taxonomy places the organism in Eukaryota, Viridiplantae, Streptophyta, Magnoliopsida, Ericales, Theaceae. The record is from RefSeq and is a predicted model, not a curated record.
AAAUACGCACAGUAGAGUUCAAAAAAAAGAAAAGAAAAAAAGAAGAAAUAUGUACAGCACGAUCGAAUCGAAGCUCUCUUCUCUUUCUUCUCUUUUCCACUUGGUGAUUAUGACUCUUUCUCUCUCUCUCAAUUCUAUCUCUAGAUGAUGUGGUUAUUAUAGCCAACAUUCACUCGUCGAUGAAGUUAUGAUCCAACAAAUCUAGAUCUCAAACCCAACACGUCCAUGGUUUUGUUCAAACUCAAAAUCAGCAGAGGAAAAUGGCGAUUUUUGCCGGGAACUUUGUCUGCAAAGCAUCAUUUGGUCUUCAAUGUCGAGCCCUAUUGAUUCCCUGGAUGAAGAAGAGUAGUAGCAUUGGGUGUUCGAGUGGCAGAGCCAAUAGUUCUUCAUUUCCAGUUAAGUACAUUCCCAAGAAAACUUUGAAGAAGGAAAAACCUGAAAUUUCCAAGAAAACAUUGAAGACUGAAAAAUCUCAGACUGAAAAACCUCAGACUUCUUCUACAUCCAAGAAGGCACCUGAGAAUAAAGUAAUAAAAAAUGGUUCGGACCAUAAUGCAUUGAGAUUUGAGGUUCAUAAUGAUGGCAAGAGUUUACAGAGGAGCUUUGUGUUGGAUAAAAACUCACAAAAUCAAAAUCAAAAUCAAAUGCCCAUUCAUUACUUAACCUAUCAUGCCAAUCAAGAAUUGAAGGAAGAAACUGAUUAUGACGAGGGAGUUGUGGAUUGUGAAUCCAUAGAAGAACCUAAGGAGGUUGUAGAGGAAUUGGAGAUUCAUUGGGAGAAGAACCCUCACUAUCAGGAAGCAUUACAAGGUGUUAAAACUAAUAAACAAGAUGCAGAGAAGAUGGCAAUUGAAUUACUUGCAACAAG